This is a messenger RNA of Scatophagus argus, 3029 nucleotides long. RefSeq names its product cytokine receptor common subunit gamma-like. NCBI's taxonomy places the organism in Eukaryota, Metazoa, Chordata, Actinopteri, Scatophagidae. The transcript is spliced from 9 exons. The coding region runs from base 204 to 1262 and encodes 352 amino acids. The record is from RefSeq and is a predicted model, not a curated record. Gene Ontology annotation, cellular component: external side of plasma membrane. Gene Ontology annotation, biological process: cytokine-mediated signaling pathway. Gene Ontology annotation, molecular function: protein binding; cytokine receptor activity.
UUUUUGAGAUAUCUGCUUCUGAUAUUUCUGCCUCCACCGCAGUAUCUGUCUACCCCUUCCUACACUUUCACCUCCACAGCUCUUGUCUUGUCUGGUUGCCGUUUAAGUGGAAGCAAAGCCACAGCAGUCAAGCAGCAAACACGGAAAUGUAGAUGUAGAAGUAGACCAGUGCCUGAGCUUAAAGCAUCCUGUUUCUGUGUUCCAUGAUGGCGACUAGGCUGCUUUUGCUUCUCUGUCUGGCAGGCCAUGUGUUAGCCAAAGAGCCGCCUGAUGUGGACUGUCUUGUGGUGCAUCUGAAUUAUGUUCAGUGUUAUUGGAACAAGCAGGGGACUCCAGAUGUCAACUACACCUUUUACGGCUGGUUCCACCAUGACAAAAACAUCAGUGAGUGCACCACCUAUCUGUCAGAGAACAACACAAAAAUUGGAUGCAACCACCCCUAUGAGAAGAAACUCAACAGGUUCCAGACAUUUUACACCAAACUGGUGCACGGCGAGGACACUUUUGAGCGUAAGCUUGAGCUUAAACAGAAAGUCAAGUUAUAUCCACCAACCAACCUGACUGUCCAGAUGGGAUCCGACUCAAACCUGAGGUUUUACUGGAACCAGACUUCUUCAAACUGUGUGGAGAGUGAAAUCCGCUGCAGGAUCAAUAACAAGGAGUGGGAUGUUUCACUAGUCAGUAUUGGGCUGCAGAGUUACUGCAUCAACAUGCCCUCCAAAAAUUCAGUGUAUGAGCUGCAGGUUCGGAGCAAACUGGGGAGCACUUGUGCAGAGUCUUUGUACUGGAGUGACUGGAGUGAGCCUGUGGUCUGGGGAUCCAACAACAGCACAGACCCAAAUCAAAAGAAUGAACUAAUGUUUGUGUGGACCCCAGUAUUCUUUCUGUUGGGCACUCUGACCUUCAUCCUACUGGUCAUGAUUUUGCUGCACCAUGAAAGAGUCAGAAUCAUCCUCAUGCCUGUGGUUCCCAAGCCAUCCCUCAUUUCUCACAACAUGCAGGAUUGGCUUCAACUCUCCAAAGGCCUGAAAGAGAGUUUUAACCCCAACUACAAUGAUCGUGCCUGUCCUGUCCGUGAGUACUGCCACGUCUCCCAGUCCGAUAGCGAGAGCUCUGACAGCUCAACCUCCUCCAUCACCACUGACCAAACCGACUGUUCUGUCCUCAUCACUGUGGACGAGUCAGACCUGUCCACCCCCUGCUCCUCUUCCACUUCUGCAGUUCUUGUGUCAUCUGGGCAGAAGGACCAGGUUUCUGCUUAGGAGGCUUGGGUUUCAUAAAAUACUAUAAUUCAUAUGCUCAUAUAAUGACACAUCUCCUGCCCGUCUGCAAAGAUAAGAAAAUGGAUAGUAGUGUAUGGUCAAUAUUAACUGUACCACAGAGUUUUCUCUUUAAUCAGUAGUGUUACUGUUUCUCAACAACAGGGGAACACAGAACCAAAGUUCCCCCCACUUGUCACAUCCACUUCCUCUCAUUGGUUUCCCUGGUUCACAGUUUAAACAAAAAAGUCAGCACAAAGCUGUUAUUCCACAAGCAUGAAGUUUAAUUAUGAGAAGACAAAUAUUUGACACGACCAAGCUUCAUCACUGUGUCCAGUUUGUACCAAGUGAAAGUAUGGAUUUAGUAUUGUGAGGCAUAUUUAAAUCACCUGUAUCGAGCUCUGCUGUUUUGCUGGCUUACUUAUGAUGUAUUUAAUUAUGAAAAGUACAUAUAUGAAUAUACAAGAGGACUUGGGGAAUAUAAUAUGCAAAGAUUCUUAAAAUCUAUGAUCAAUCCCACACCCAGCCUCAUUGUGUUGAUACAAGGGAAUGCAACAUCAGGAGAAUAGCUGCGUUCAUGAUAAAAAGCCACACUAAAGCAACUAAAUGAAAAUCUUUAUCAUCAAAGCAGGACUUAGAGCACACUUAGAGUAUGAUCAAAUCAAUUCAUCUUUUUCAUUUUUUUCUUCAGCCGUGUAUUUUUCUUGGGUGUUUUAUUAUUCUACCUUAACAAAGCGUGGCAGUAUGUUAUUGAUAAAGUCAUAUUUUUAACCUUUUAUACAACUAAACUUUCCAAAAAAGUUGGGACGUUGUGUUAAAUGUAUUGAAUUUCCCACGGGAUCGAUAAAGUAUCUAUCUAUUAUAAAUAAAAACAGAAUGUGAUCAUUUGCGUUUACCAGCAGCAGUUUUACAUGUUCCCUUUGUGUUUACACGUUACAUUUUCGAAGUGUUCUUGAGCCCAUGUAGUAAUAUUCUGUAUUCAAUUGUUCAAUUGAUAACUGACACUGAGAUAAUAUCCCAACUGGGCCAAAUACCUUAUUGGUAAUGAAGUAUUUUAUAUUAUAUAAAAAGUAUUUUAUGUAUGACAGUUGAUAUUUAGUGUAAACUACUGACAAAAAACACAAUUUAUAAUGGCCAAGAGGACAGCAAUCAUUGUUCCUUCAGCCACUCAAAUGACCAAUUUAGGUACCACUUUCCUAACAGGCACGUUUUGGGGUUCAUAAGCUGUAACUUAACUAUUCAUUAAUGGUUAAAGGCAAUUUACUAAUGGAUAUAAAUAUGAUUAAUGGUUAAAAAAUAAAUCACAAUAAAUCAUCAGCCAAAUUUCGACAUUUUUAACUUGCUAUAUUUUUUUCCUUUAGCAGUUAUACGCUAGCAUUUAUAACUGCAACAAACAUAAGAAAAUUAUUUAUUUUCCAUUAGUGAAGUCAGUACUUAUCGACUACUAAUUAUCCCUGUAAUAAAAGUUGCCUCGUUAGAAAGUGACGCCGCAACAUUACAUUACAUGCCUAGAUGACUGACCUAAUUGAUACCAUUAUAAACAUUCAAGCCUCAUAUUUUUUCUUUUUUUGUGUGUGUGCAGGUUAUGUAUACUCCUAUGUUUUAAUAAUAAUACCCAUCUUAAUAUCUUUGAAUAUACUUUUUUAAAAUUUUGUUUUGACGUUUUUGUUUUUGUACACCAUUUUGUUGUUUCUUCUGUCCAACAUCUCGCAAAUCAGCUUUGUGUAAUCCUUGUUGUGUUUUUGCUCAAUAAAUACACGGGUAUAUGUA